AUGGGUGGCACAUCGACAAAGAUCGCCUUUGAAGUAUGUGUGGUCAGUGGAGAUUAUACUGGAGACGAGCUUGGUCCUGGUGUCAAUAUGGUCAUGUUCGAUUCAAUGGGCAAUCAGUCACCAACAAUUACUCUAGCUAACAUCUUUCAAAAUGAAUCAGACUACACCCAAGCCAAAUUUACCAUCGACUUUCAACCCUGGAGCAAAUUAAAGGUCUUUCGCCGUCUACAUCACAUCGAAUUCUGGUGUACCACGGAAACAAAUCCGCCUCCAGCCUGGUUUCUGGAUAGGGUUAUCAUACGGGAUCGGAGGUUUGGUAUGACUGCCGAAUGGAAGUAUUUCUUUUUUCCUGUGCAUCAGUGGAUUAGUCCGGAUCACCAAUACGUGGUUCAUGACUGCGAGUCGUGGUUACCAAUACAGGAUCCUUUUCCAGAUUUACGUGAUGCAGAAAUCAGCACACGGUUACAGUUUUUCACAUUUUUUCAACGAGCUAAAGGUCUUCCCGUCGAGUGGAACAUUGAGCCACUAGUGAUGGAAGUGAUUGAACGCUAUGGACUUGCACCUGAAUACACAAGUGAAGAACCUUGGAGCUCUUUAGAUGAGCUUGGAAGUUUUUAUAAAAAGUAUAACGUCACGGAGCCUAUGAGUUUACAGUUUUGGAUGAUGAAUGACAUUUGCUUCGGUGCUCAGCGGAUUCGGGGUUGCAAUCCGUUCAUGAUACGGCUCUGUCAACAACUGCCAGAAAGGUGA
Messenger RNA from Echinostoma caproni, 750 nucleotides. The record is from the annotation of a GenBank genome assembly. Lineage: Eukaryota; Metazoa; Platyhelminthes; Trematoda; Plagiorchiida; Echinostomatidae.